Messenger RNA from Paramuricea clavata, 465 nucleotides. Lineage: Eukaryota; Metazoa; Cnidaria; Anthozoa; Malacalcyonacea; Plexauridae. The record is from the annotation of a GenBank genome assembly.
AUGGAGAACAGAAUUAUAAACGGAGUUGUGGACAGACUGUUUAACAGAAUAAACCAAGAGCCUGAGGUCCCAGAGGGUAGCUCAACGCCAGUUUCAUUACCUAAUGUGAUACAACAAAUAGUUUCCAAUCCAGCACUUCCACAAGUGGAAGGAGAACUUAGAAAUAGAUUCAAUACGCGUAAUCCAUCAACAAGAUCGACACCGAGUGUACAACCAACAGCAACCCCUGCAUUGUUGUACAAUCCCUUGACACCAUACGGGCGUCCAAGGACAUCGAGUGGCAGACGACGAAAGCGAACCGUUCAUAACGUUUUUAAAGAUGAACCGGCCGAAAGAAUUAUAUACAAGGACUUUAUCUUACUUCCAGUAAACACAAAGAAACACUCCCAGAGGCAAGGAGAGAAGCAGAUUGGAAACAGAAGGUUUUGUGGUACACGCUGUACCACUAAAACAAAACAAAACUGA